Messenger RNA from Strongylocentrotus purpuratus (purple sea urchin), 845 nucleotides. RefSeq lists its product as uncharacterized. The record is from RefSeq and is a predicted model, not a curated record. The transcript has 3 exons. NCBI's taxonomy places the organism in Eukaryota, Metazoa, Echinodermata, Echinoidea, Camarodonta, Strongylocentrotidae. The coding region runs from base 214 to 570 and encodes 118 amino acids.
GUUGAUACGAUAAUUAAACAUAUCUAAGCCGCGUCGAGAGUCGUUGAUUUGUAAAUUGGAUCACAGAAGUCAGACUUCUAUUGUUAUUCUUAUAAUCCCAUUGAUGAACAUCUCAUCGGACUGUCAAAUUGAAUAGGGAUUCAGUUGGUUUUACUCAACAGACAAACAGACAUAUAGACAUAAUCGAAGGAGACAAAGAACUGAAGCUACACAAUGGCGUCAUCUAUAAGUAUGAGUUCUCAACUGGUAGCUGUGAUUCUGGCUUCUAUUGUGGCCGUUGCUAGUGCAGGCUUUGGUCCGUCUGCCGAUGGUGAAUGGACAGAUGCCGAUCUGGUUUCUUACAGCGUGGUUGGGGGCGUGGCAGGAGCCAUACUCCUUGUAGCAAUAAUGCUUUAUUGUCAAUUACAAAACUUUAUAAAAGUGGGCAAGAUCGAAGAGCAUGCGCAGAGGAAGGCUCGGCACGCGGUGGCUACACAGGAAGCUGAGAUCAAAUCUAAACAAAUCGCUGCCCAGAAGGAUAAAGCCAGGAAGGAUGUCGCUGCACAGAAAGCCAAUCAGAAAACCAAAUAAGAUGGGACUGAAACAAACACUUUCUUACAAUGAUAGCGAGUGAAGACUGGUGCGAGAAGCUGAGAAGUUAAUGACCCGCUUUCAUCAUCAGUGACCUAAUUAUAUCGAUAAUAUUGAAUAAUACAGGGUGAGUCAGAAAAAAUGUCCUACUUUUUAAAAGUUGUAAUUUUUGAAGUAUGAAUAUUUAAUCAAAGGUGCCAUGAUAUGUCUUGAUAGAGUUAUCCUCCCAGUACAUUUAGGUACCAUUUUCAUUUUAAUCUCUGCAUGCAUGAUUG